ACCCCUCAUCACGAACUUAAUUAUGAAACCGUUCCGGGGAAGGCUUUAAAGUGGAUUCGACUUUGUUAUCGUCCUUUCCGGAAUAAAUAUCUGCAAAAUCCCAAGCUUCGUUUCCCUCUUAAGUUCUGUUCUUCUGUCCAAUCUUCUUCACAGUUAUACCCAAGUUUAUUGCUCGAAGUUCUCCAGGUUCUACAAGUUCAGUAGCGAAAAUGGCAACCAAGACACCUACAGUGAAGCUGUCUUCCGGCUAUGAAAUGCCCAUUGUCGGAUUCGGUAUUUGGAAGGUACCGAAUGAUGUUUGCGCUGAUCAGGUUUACAAUGCCAUCAAACUCGGUUAUAGACAUAUCGACGGCGCCUGGGAUUAUACAAACAGUGUCGAGGCAGGUCAAGGCGUAAGACGUGCCAUCGAAGAGGGUAUCGUCAAGCGAGAAGACAUGUUUAUCACGUCAAAGUUAUGGAACAACUACCACGCUCGUGAGCACGCACUGGAGAUGGCGAGGCUAGAGAAUGAGGCGUGGGGCUUAGGAUACUUGGACCUAUUCUUGAUCCAUUUCCCCAUCGCGCUCGAAUAUAUCCCCUUCGACAAAAUGCGCUUCCCAUGCUUCUGGGUCGACAAGGAACAGACAAAAGUCACCCCCUUGGCGAAGGUACCUGUCUCGGAGACUUGGGGCGCCCUAGAGGAAUUAGUGCAGACUAAAGAGAACCCGAACGGGUUCGUCAGGAGCAUCGGAAUCUCGAACUUCCACACCCAAUUGAUAUACGACCUCCUGUCGUAUGCGAAGAUCCACCCCAGCGUAUUACAAAUCGAACACCACCCAUACUUAACCCAACCAAACUUGAUCGAAAUGGCCCAAGAGAACAACAUCGCUGUUACGGGCUACUCGACAUUCGGACCACAGAGCUUCAUCGAGAUGGGUAAUGCUGUAGCAAAAGAAAUCAAGCCACUCUUUGAAACGGAUGUGGUCAAGAGCAUUGCGGCGAAGCACGGCAAGACGCCUAGCCAGGUUCUGCUCCGAUGGUGUACUCAGCGCAACAUCAUCGUCAUUCCCAAGUCAAACAACGUUGACCGUUUGAAGCAGAAUCUGGAGAGUUCCUUGUUUGACCUUACUGAGGACGAUAUCAAACAGAUCUCAGGCUUGAACAUUAACCUGCGCUUCAACAACCCCGACACUCUCGGAACUCCGAUACGUAUUUUCACCUAGAUGCAACAUAAGGUCAGAGAUGAAAUCCAUACAUACAUACAUACCUACCUAGUGUUUCGUAGAUACCUCGUAGUCUUAUAGAGAUAGACUAUUCGUUUAGAACAAUCUAAAGGAUAUGAAUAAAUCACCUAUUCUUAUUAAGAAUUUAAUAUUACUAAU
This is a messenger RNA of Annulohypoxylon maeteangense, 1361 nucleotides long. RefSeq names its product Aldo/keto reductase. Lineage: Eukaryota; Fungi; Ascomycota; Sordariomycetes; Xylariales; Hypoxylaceae. The transcript has 3 exons. Gene Ontology annotation, molecular function: aldose reductase (NADPH) activity. Bases 210 to 1202 code for a protein of 330 amino acids. Gene Ontology annotation, cellular component: cytosol. The record is from RefSeq and is a predicted model, not a curated record.